This is a messenger RNA of Arachis stenosperma, 4316 nucleotides long. RefSeq lists its product as uncharacterized. The transcript is spliced from 17 exons. The record is from RefSeq and is a predicted model, not a curated record. Lineage: Eukaryota; Viridiplantae; Streptophyta; Magnoliopsida; Fabales; Fabaceae. Gene Ontology annotation, cellular component: cytoplasm. The coding region runs from base 133 to 4176 and encodes 1347 amino acids. Gene Ontology annotation, biological process: chromatin remodeling.
AAAACAGAAGAGAAGUCGAGAAUGCUCAGAACGAUUGCGUUGGUGGAGCCGGAGAACGCUUGGCAGCCCCGCGACUUGGCCCUUGGAACCGUCAGACUCGAGGGAGUCACUCACUAGACACUAGGGUUCGCGAUGGAAAUGGAGGAAGAUAUUUUAAACAAUCCUGCAAUGGAAAAGGAUCCUCUGAGAAGCGCUACGUUCCAACGCUUGAAAUCAUUGUCCUUGCAACUUCUGCAGCUUUUGCAGAACCCUCACACUGUCACUCACGCCCACGCUCCUAUCACUCACCUCCUUCACUUCCUUCAGACUUCUUCUCCCUCCAAUUUGCAGCCCUUCUUCGACUACACUUUGUUUCCAUUACUUUUGCUUCUCGAUGCAGCAAUUCAAUGCAGAUCUACUCAGAAAGUUGAUUCUCAAGAAAAGUUUACUAUGUCAGAUAUUCCAAACUCAACCCUGAAAGUGAGUGAUAGUGUGGCUGAAGGUGUAGUUAACUGUUUGCAAGAGCUUCUGAGGAAGUGCUGUUUGAUGUCUGUGGAACAGAUGGUUGUGCUAUUAAAGAAGUUAACGUAUGGGGCCUUGCUUACCCCUGCUGAGGCUUCAGAGGAGUUUCGUGAAGGAAUUAUUUUGUGUUUCAGGGCACUGCUUAUGGGUUUAUCUCCCUGUUCUGAUGUGUCUUGUUCAUGUAAACAAAUUUCUGGCAUGCCUGCACUUUCAGAUGACCUUCAUAAUGAUGCAAUCCAUCAUAAAUGUUUCAAAUCUGGUUCAGAGUCAGAAGAAUGUUUACUUGCAUUUCUCCGAUCUCAAAGUGCAUCAGCUGCUGUUGGACAUUGGCUUUCACUUCUUCUCAAAGCUGCCGAUACAGAGGCUGCAAGGGGACAAAAGGGCUCAGCAAGACUUCGAAUUGAAGCAUUCAAAACUCUGAGGGUACUGGUUGCUAAGGUUGGUUCUGCAGAUGCAUUAGCCUUCUUUUUACCCGGUGUUGUUAGUCAAUUUGCUAAAGUCUUGCAUGGUGCAAAAACAAUGAUUAGUGGGGCAGCUGGAAGCAUGGAAGCUAUUGAGCAAGCGAUUAGAGGUUUAGCAGAGUUUCUUAUGUUAGUCCUUCAGGAUGAUGCUAAUGCAUUUGCCAUGGAUAAUGAAGUGACUUCAAACUUUGAUUCAAAUGGUCUUAAAUCCAGUAGUUCUCUUUUGAGGGAGCUUCGUCAUUUGCCAAUUAAAGAUAGCAUUAAGAUAAAAGCUGAGGAGGAUGGAAGUGUUGAGUCAAGGGAAAUCCCUUGCACACGAAGUCAACUUCAAGUAAUGGAGAGUACUGAUCCUUACAGGGAGAACUCGUCCUUUCAUGUGAAUCGAACAAAAGAUUGGGUGCAGAAAACAUCAGCACAUGUAAAAAAGCUGUUGUCUGCAACCUUUCCACAUAUCUGUAUUCACCCUUCACAUAAGUUGAGAAAAGGACUUGUUGAUGCCAUAAAAGGACUGUUACUGGAAUGCUGUCACACACUGGGGGAGAGUAGACUGAUGUUUUUGGAGUGCUUAUGUUCCUUAGUUGUGGAUGACUCUGAUGAUGUGUCUUUAACUGCUCAAGAUUUCCUUGAUUCGUUAUUUUUCUCACAACAUUCAAAAGCUCUUGUAGAACAUGAUGCUACAGAGAUAUUUAUCAGGCACCUUGAAAAGCUUCCCAAAAUGAUCCUUGGAAAUGAGGAAUCACUUGCAGUAUUACAUGCUCAGCAGUUACUAACAAUAAUAUUUUAUUCUGGUCCUCAUCUGUUGGUGGAUCAUCUCCAGUCUCCUGUGGGAGCUGCUAGAUUCCUAGAUGUGUUUGCAACUUGUCUAAGCCAUAAUUCAGUUUUUUCUGGUUCACUUGGUACACUCAUUUCAACAAGUAGAUCAUCAACAAUGGGAUACCUUCCCUCCAUUACUGAGUUGAAGUCUGGAGCUAGUUUCUUCAACUAUGGACUUCCUCGUAUAAAUUCUGGUUUAUAUGAAUCCUCGAAGUUUAGCCUUAUUGAAGAAAACAGUAUACAAGAACCUCUGAAAACUCCCCAGAAGAACUAUGAACUUCCUCAUAUGCCCCCUUGGUUUAGUUAUGUUGGUAGUCCUAAACUAUACAAGCUGCUUGCUGGGAUUCUCCGACUCGUUGGUUUAUCUUUAAUGGCAGAUAGAAGUGAAGGGCUUCUGUCACAUGUGACUGAGACCCUUCUUGGUUACUUCCGUAAAUUGGUUUCUGAGCUCCGUUUGAAAGAGUACAAUAAAGAAAGCUGGCAGUUGUGGUAUGACAGGACUGGUUCAGGACAGUUAUUGCGGCAAGCAAGCACAGCUGUGUGCAUGCUCAAUGAGAUUAUAUUUGGUCUAUCAGAUCAAGCAAUCAAUGGUUUUUCUAGAAUGUUCCAUAGAUCUACUAAAAGAGGAGUCCAGCCUCAGUCUUACAAACUUGAUUGUACAUUUUCUGAAUCUUUGUGGAACAUGCCAAAGGAUAAAGUCAUAAGGAGUUAUUUGGUUGAUUGCAUUGGUGGGAUCUUACAUGAGUAUUUGUCUGCUGAGGUGUGGAAUUUACCACUUGAGUGCAGAGUAGCUGACAUGGACCUUAAUGUUCCAGUUGAAGAUAUUAGUCUAUACUUCUUUCAGGAUGUUGCUAUGCUACAUGAGGUUAUUAUUGACGGAAUUGGAAUCUUUAAUCUCUGCCUUGGAAGAGAUUUUGCUACAAGCGGUUUUCUUCAUACUUCUCUUUAUUUGCUGCUGGAAAAUCUCAGUUCUCCAAAUUUCCAUGUCAAAAAUUCUGCAGAUUCUGUCUUGCAUGUAGUUUCUGACAUGUCUGGCUAUCCAAUGGUUGGACAGUUAGUUUUGGAAAAUGCAGAUUACGUGAUUGAUUCAAUAUGUCGACAGUUGCGUCAUUUGGACCUUAAUCAUCGUGUUCCAAAUGUGCUAGCAUCCAUACUUUCGUACAUUGGAGUGGCUCACAAGAUAUUGCCUCUACUGGAUGAACCGAUGCAUGCUGUCUCAGUGGAACUUGAAAUACUAGCUAGACAUCAGCAUCCUGAUUUAACAAUUCCAUUCUUGAAGGCUGUAAGUGAAGUUGCCAAGGCUUCAAAACGUGAAGCUUGUGAAUUGCCCCCACAGGCAGAGUCACUUGCCUUACAUGUCAAGUCUGUAAUCUCAACUGCAGAAGAAACCUCACAAGAUCAGUGCGAGAUAAUCUUAUUCAAGUUAAAUGAUUCUAGAAGAUAUAGACAAACAGUUGGUUCUAUUGCUGGUUCAUGUGUUACUGCUGCAAUCCCUCUUCUGGCUUCAAACAAGCAAGAGAUAUGUUUGGCUUCCCUGGAUAUAAUUGAGGAUGCCAUGUUAGCAUUAGCAAAAGUUGAAGCAACAUAUAAACAUGAAAGAGAAAUUAGAGAAGCAACAGAAGAAAUGCUACAAUCACUAUCGUUGUAUCAGUUGAAGGAUUCUUUGGACGUUACUAAAGAAGGUGUUGAUGAAAAUAGGCUGCUACCAGCAAUGAAUAAAAUAUGGCCAUUCCUGGUAACUUGUAUUCAGAACAGGAACCCAGUGGCUGUCAGAAGAUGUUCGAGUGUUAUCAGCAAGCUGGUGCAAAUCUGUGGAGGAGAUUUCUUCACACGACGUUUCCAAACUGAUGGGAGGCACUUUUGGAAACUUCUUACCACAUCCUCAUUUCAGAAGUCCUAUUUCAAGGAGAAGACCCCUUUACUACUUCCUUAUAGAAGCAGUACCAUGACUUCAGAGGAUUCACUGGCUGAGACUUCCUAUAUCAAGGUUCAGAUUGCACUGCUUAACAUGAUUGCAGAUUUGUGCCAAAAUAAGAGAAGCGCCCCAGCAUUACAACUUGUUCUGAAGAAAGUAAGCGGUCUAGUUGUAGGGAUAGCUUGUAGCAGCGUUAUUGGACUCCGCAAGGCUUCUCUGAAUGCCCUCCAUGGGCUUGCAUCUAUUGAUCCUGAUCUGGCGUGGCUUCUCGUAGCUGAUAUCUACUACACUAUGAAGAAGACAGAAAUAUUUUCUCCACCUAGACCAGAUUUACCUGAGAUAUCUGAAAUUCUCCCCCUUCCCACUUCUCCUAAAGAGCAUCUAUAUGUGCAGUAUGCAGAGCAGAGUUCUGGUUUUGACAUAGAUUUAGCCUCUUUGGAGGUUGUUUUCCAAGACAUUAAUUCUCAGUAUCAAAUGUACAGGUGAUAUCCGAAUUUGGUCAUGGAAAACCAUGUGGCUCAUGUCUUUUAUCGAGGCUAAUCUCAUGAAACUCAUACCAUCUAUUUAUAAUAUAUUAAAACAGAGACCAAGUAACUCUCAAUAUAUCCGUAAUCUUUUAACUUUUU